Messenger RNA from Closterium sp. Naga37s-1, 8748 nucleotides. The record is from the annotation of a GenBank genome assembly. Lineage: Eukaryota; Viridiplantae; Streptophyta; Zygnematophyceae; Desmidiales; Closteriaceae.
AUGGUGACCGUCAAGCACAAGGAGGCGGUUCACCGCGUGUCGUCAGAUCAUUCGCCCGGCCUCCACCAAACCUCCCAUGCCCACCAUUCCUCCCCUCCCCACCAAACCCCCCCUCCGCAUCUACAGCACCCCACUCUUAUCAACCACCACUCACCGCCUUACCAGACCUCCCCCCUGCACCAUACGCCGCGGGCGACGCUUGCGCAUUCCGGUGAAGCCGACGCCAGCCCGCUCUCCGCGCAUUCCCUUUCCGCGCAACCUCUUUCCGCGCGCCAUCGCCGCCGUGCGCAUUCCUCCGCGCACGCGGGUCCCGACCUGCUCCUGUCCACCGGGCGGCUGUUGCUGCUGCUGGCGAUCGUAAUCGCCUUCGUGUUCCUUUACUCCGAGCUCGAAUCGCGAAUAGACCUCGAUGACGAUCCGCUGGGAGAGGAGAAGAGUUUCAGACGGGAAAGCCGAAACGGUAACGGUAACGGUAACGGAGGUGGAAACGGAAACGGAGGCGCGGGAGGGUUGGCAAGAUGGGGGUUGGCGGAAGGGUCGGAGGAGCCAUGGCGGCAUAGAGGGUUGGGGGAUUUCGGGAAUCAGAGCGUUUCGGAUAUCCUAAGCGCGGUGAUGGCAGAGGAAAGUAACGGGGAUAGUGACAAUAACGGGGCCGAGGAGAGCGGGGAUGAAGAGGCAGCCCAGGCUCGGGUCACUGAUCGGUGGUCCGUAGGGUCUGAUAAGCAGUCUGAUAAUCGGUCAGGGGGGUUAGAUAAGAGGUCCGAUACGAGGCUAUCAGAGGUUGGCCCGAGCUUAGAGGAGCGGCGGCAGUUGCUUCUACUGGAGCGUGACCAUAAAGGGGUUUUGGCCGUGUCUCACCAUAAGCACACGGGACUCGACGGGCAUGGGGCGAAAGGACACGGAAGGUCGCUAGAAGAUUCGGGGUCCGGCGGUGCUGACGUCAGCGGCAGCGGCAGCGGAAGCCGCACCGGCAGCGGAAGCCGCAGCGGCAGCGGCGGCGGCGGCGGAAGAAGUGGGGCCGGAAGGGGGGGAAAGGAGGUGGAGGAGGAAGAGGAGGUGUUUGAUAUGUACGAGGCUUCGUUAGACGAGCAGGUGGCACAGGACAUCACUAUAGUCAUCUCCGCUAAGCACACCUUUAGCUCCGCGCCCGCGCAGCUGGAUGCGGUGCUGCGCAACACCCCCCCCUCCCCCGUCGUGUACCUGCUCUCCGCGGACAUGCCCGCGUGCGUGCGCGCGCACGUGCUGCGGCGGAAGCGCGAGGCGGACGCGGGGAUGUGGCGCGGGAACGCGGUGCUGCGCGGAUCGCCUGCCGCGGACGGGUCCGUGCAGUACCAGCAGCAGCAGGAGCGGCGCAUGGAGAUUAAAGACGUUGGGCGCCACGCGAGCGGGUUCGCGAUGCGAAACGCGUCAGUGGAGCUAAUAAAGACUAAAUACGCAUUAUUCAUAUUCUCAGACGUGUUCCCCCUAGGUCACCGGUGGUUACAGAAGCUGUAUAUGUUUGCUGAGGCUAGGGGGGGAGAGGGGGUGAUUUUCCUGCCGUUCCUGUGGGAGCAGUCCGGCGGAGGCUCGGCACCGAGCUUCAAAGGAAUGAUGUCCAUGGAUGGAAUGGUGGAAGGCGGAGGGGGGAGCGGAGGCGGAAACGGAGGGGGAAGCGGAGGAGGAAGCGGAGGGGAGGCCGACGGGGACGAGAGUGGUAUCAACGGCAGCAGCAGCGGCGGCGGCAGCGGUGAUAACGGUGGCAGGGAGCUAGGGCACGCGCGGAAGACGCACACGGGCAGCAGGUGCAAGGCGGAGGGGGAGAGCAUGCGCCUGCACGCCGCGUUUGGCGCAGACAUGAUCCUGGACGACUUUAGCAACGACGGGAAGCUGUACCCUCAGCCUAUAGAGGACCCGCAAGUCGCCGCCGCGUUAGACCCAACGCUGCUCGACCCGAGGGAAUCAGCCGUGGGUAUAGAGGAUCACUGUUUGCUGGUGCGGCACUCGUUUCUGCUGGAGGCACAGGUGUUUGACCCCCAGGUCGGGUAUACCCGGCAGGAUUUGGAUAUUGCACUUACGACGAGGUAUUUCAACUAUAAGGCGUUUCUGGUGCCGCAGUCGGUGGUGGUAUACCACCAGCCGUCGACCAGUAUACGGACCACUGACCUGGUGUAUUUUGUUAGUCAAAGUGGGGACGAUGUGUGCACGGCGAACCAGGUGUUUCUGCGGCACAAGUGGGGGGUGAUUGUGGGGCAGCGGUGCAGAGGGUUUGUGGAUGCGGCGCUCAGGGGCCUGAUGUGGGUGGCGGAGGGGGACGCGGGGACGGAUAUGCGCGCGCAGGUGCAGGCAGAGGGGGGUCGUGGGGGGGACUUGGGCGCGCAGGCGGAAGGGGAGAGUGCAGGGGCGGCAAGCGUUGCUGGCACUGACACUCGCCGCUUCUUCCUCCCAGCCUCCCAGAGCGAGCAGGCUCGCCUCAUCCUUGCGUUCUUCUCUCUAACCGGUUUCAACCGCUUUCAAAUGCGUCAUCUGCCCUUCUGGGGCUCCCUCCCUCCCGCCCCGUCAGUGCCCUGCCUUGUCCGCGAUAAGACGGUCUGUGAUUCGUCCAUUCCUUGGAUGGCUGCUGCUAGCGGGUUUGUACCCUUUGUAGAGCAACUCGGUUCUCUGCACGAGUUCUUGGAGGAGUAUGGGAGAUUGGGCCUGCUGGCACGCGAGCAGGAGAGAGCGGCUGCCAGUGCCAUGCAGCAGCGACCGAGUGACACGAGCGCCCGGUUACCAGCAGGUAACACGAGCAUCCAGUUACCAGCCGGUAACACAAGCCGUUUGUUACGCACAAGCAGCACGCGCCGCCUGCUAGCCAGCAGCAGCGACCCACCCCCAGCAGUCACAGGCGAUCCGCAGCUGUGGAUGGGCCGAGUAGAGGAAUUCCCUCCUCUCCGAGUCAACCGAGUGGAGGACCUAUGGAGAUCAUCCUCCCUGCGGGACGGGCAGCUGUUCACAGUGCGGCGCAGCCUCGUGAAGAAAAACGAGAAGCACCCGGGGCGGAGGGCGCCGGAUUUGCCAGUGCUGACGCGCAUGUACGUGCCGUUCGUGCUCGUAGAGGCCGAGAUGGAGGUGCCGAUUAUUCCUGCUGGCCGGAAGAGCAGCAGCAACAGCAGCAACAGAGGUGGCAGUGGGGAUGCUGUGGGUGGUGGUGGUGAGAGCGUGGGUGCUGGGGAUGGUGCUGAUGGGAUGGGUGCGGAAGGGGUGGCAGAGGGGGACAGGGUGGGGGGGGAGAGCAGCGCCAAGGGCAUUGCUCGCUCGUGCAUGUUCAAUGGCAUGUCUGUAGUCAUCGAAGAAAAGUGUUUUUUCCCUAACGGACCCACUGCAAGCAGUAGAGGCACCCUCCUAGGUCCCCCAGGCUCGCACGUCGGCCCGGCGCGCCCGUGCCUGCGCUCGGCGCGGUACUUCCGAGCCUGGAUGUACGUCCGGCAUGUGGAGAUGGACCGAACGCCCCUCUUCAUGUUCGACCGCUUCCGACGUACCCUCCGCCGGUCCCUCUCGGCCCGCAGAGGCGGCGGGUGGAUCGACGCGAAGCACAUGGUGUGGCUGUCGCGGUGCCUACGGCCGGUGGUGAGGAGGGUGCGGAUUGUGCGGUGUGUGGCGGGGACGGGGGACCCGUGCGCUGUGGCGUGGCAGGUGGGGGCCGUGCCGGACGCGUGGAGGUUGGUGCUGUGGGCGUGGCGACCGCAGAGCGUGCGGACGGCGCAGGUGGCUCUGAUGGCUCGGGAUACUCAACCUGUUGCCGCUCAGCACCCGUCGCCGUUUCGCUACAACCGCCUUCCUCCCGACGGCUCUGUCCUCCCGUUGCCAUCCGACUCCGAAUCCAGCCCCACCUCGUCCUCUUCCGCCUCCGCCCCCGCCUUGCGCGCAUCCCGAUUCAACGCUCCCGCUGCCUCCUCCGCAUCCCAUUCCUCCCCGCUUUCCGCCGACCCCUCGCCCUCUCACUCCCACUCCCUCUCCCCCUCCUCCCCCUCACCCUCCUCCCCCUCCUCCCCCUCACCCUCCUCCCCCUCCUCCUCCUCCACCACCAUCGCCGACCUUCCCGACGACUGUCUCGCGCUCGUCUUUUCUCACCUCACCUCGCCUCGCGAUUGGCUCGCGGCGGCGUGCGCGUGUCACCGCUGGCGCUACGCCGCCAAUGACGGCAUCCGCACGCUCUCGCUCUCCGAAUCCGCCAUUCACAGCCUGCCAGGUGGCCUCGCCUGCGGCCUCCACAGAUUCCGUCAGCUGGCGUCGCUCGAGGUCCCCGCGCCGUGCAUGUCCCCCGGGAUCGCGUCCACGCUUGCCACGUGUCCGCAUCUGACGGCCCUCCAUCUCGUGCCGCUACGGCGCGUUCUCGCGCAUAAGUUCACGAGGCACGAUGUUUUCCCACUGCCUGAGGAGCUCGGCCAGGUCACGCAGCUGCAAUACCUGAGGGUUAUGAGCGAGAUGGUGGCUGAAAUUCCGAAUUCCGUUUGUCAUCUGCCCCUUCUCCGUACACUGCACCUAGAUUCGUGCCUGAAGCUGAAAGCCCUGCCCGCAGAAAUUGGGCAGCUUGGUGAUUUGGAGGAGCUGAAGAUCACAGAGUGCCGGGCUAUUUCAGAGCUGCCCGAGUCUCUGGGCAGCCUGUCGCGGCUCCGGACGCUGAUUCUCAAUCAAUGCACGAGUCUUGCGAAGCUGCCCGAAUCCCUCUCCUCCCUGGCUUCGCUGGAAACUUUUGAGGUCGCUGCAUGCAACAAGCUGAACCAGCUGCCCAAAGGGUUUUCCCACCUGCCCAACCUCCUGGUGCUCCGCCUGACCGGGUUUGAAACUCUUCAACCAAUCCCGGAAAUUGCAAUCAAGUUUCACGACCUGCGAGUGCUCCACAUGGGGUGGGCGGCAGCAGAAAUCCCCUUUUCUUGGUCCCUCUUCCACGACCUUCAAGAUCUUUCGCUCGCCUGCCCGCUGACCGAAAUCGACGAUCUCAGCCUGCUGCCCUUGUCCCGGCUCACCUCACUUGAGGUCACACACUCGCGCUACCUCACCGCCCUCCCCUCCUCCAUCUGCUCCCUCUCCUCCCUCACUCUCCUCCGCCUUAACGUCUGCUCCAAGCUCGCCUCCCUCCCCACCAACAUCGGCUCGUUGACUCUCCUCCGCUCACUUGAACUUAAGAAGUGCCUGUCGCUCUCCGCUCUGCCGGAUAGCUUGGCGAGUCUGCUCUGCUUGGAUUCUGUCAUAAUCAAGGACUGCCAUUCGUUGAAGUGUCUGCCGGAGAAUUUCGGGCAGCUGGGGAAAUUGCGGUCCAUGCAGCUGGUGAAUUGCCCGGUUUUACAGGACCUGCCCGCGUCUUUCGGGCAGCUCUUGUCGCUGCAGGCACUGGAGAUCUGGAACUGCAAAGCGCUGGUGGGUCUGCCCGACUCUUUCGGGCAGCUCGAAAAGCUGAAGAAGCUUCGCAUGAUUGGCUGUAACUCGGUCCUCGCCCUGCCGGAGAACUUCGGGCAGCUGAAAUCUCUUGAGUUCCUGGAGCUGCUCGACCUUCUGCGGGUAGAAAUCCUUCCCGGCACAUUCGGUGAUCUUUCAACUCUGCAGUCACUGACCCUUCGCCUGCCCGGAAUCACACAGCUGCCGCCCUCUUUCGGGCAGCUCGCGUCGCUCCAUUGGCUUGUGCUGCUCAGCAUGCCAAACCUUUCCAACCUGCCCGAGACCUUGGGCACCCUCUCGGCACUCAAGCAGCUGGAGUGUGUGUCCUGCACGUCUCUCCGCCAGGUGCCCGAGUCUCUCGGGCAGUUAAAGAAUCUUUCGGAGAUGGACUUUCAGUGGAUCCCUGUUCCAAGCCUCCCUGCUUCGCUCGGCUCCCUGUCUAGACUCCAGUCUCUGCUGCUGACCGGGCUGACCAACCUGCGUGCGCUGCCCGCAUCCAUCGGGCAGCUGGAAAACCUCAAGAAGCUGAAGCUGAUGAGCCUGUCGCAGCUCUCCACUCUGCCCGACUCGUUCGGCGAGCUGACCAGCCUCCGAAUCCUAGUCAUAUCCCACGUCCCCCUCACCGCCCUCCCUGCAAAUUUCACCUUCCCUUCCCUCCUCUCCCUCACCAUCACCCACACCAAGCUCUCCACUCUCCCGCCGUCCUUCUCCUCGCUCACAUCCCUCCGCCUGCUCCACAUUGCACACUGCCCCACACUCCGCGCCCUCCCAUGGGAUCUUGGCAACCUCUCUUCUCUCCACACCCUCCGCAUCCUCUCCCUCCCCCUCCGCUCGCUCCCUGAUUCUACCGGAUCACUCGCCAAGCUUCAAGAGCUUGAGCUGCAGGACCUUCCAAUCUGCUCCGUGGAUUUUCUGGGCAAGAUGAAGCGGAGAGUAUCGGCGAGCAGAGUAAUGGCGUCGGAUGAGUCGUCGUCGCGUAUUCAGCUCUACUCUCUGGCCACCCCGAACGGUCAAAAGGUGAGCAUCGCAUUGGAGGAGAUGGAGAUACCGUACGAUGCGCACACCAUCAACAUCUUGAAGGACGAGCAAUUCACGCCCGAGUUCAUCGCCAUCAACCCCAACAGCAAGAUACCCGCCAUCGUGGAUCUUAAGGGAACGCCAGACGGCACCCCGUUGAAGAUAUUUGAGAGCGGGGCCAUCCUGCUGUAUUUGGCGGAGAAGUCGGGCAAGUUUCUGCCGCAGGAUGCCGUGCAGCGAUGGGAGACCCUCUCCUGGCUCUUCUUCCAAAUGGGUGGUGUCGGUCCCAUGUUCGGCCAGUUUGGUCAUUUCUUCAAGUACGCUCGCGACAAGUGCGACCACCCGUACCCCACCGAACGCUACACCAACGAGGUGCGGCGGCUGCUGGGGGUGCUGGAGAAGCGGCUGGAAGGGAGGGAAUUCCUCAUUGAUGCUGGAUAUACCAUCGCUGACAUGGCCAUCUUCCCCUGGGUCAUCUGCCUCAAGAAACAUUAUAAUGGCGAGGAGCAGCUGAAACUGGAGGAGUUUCCAAAGGUGCAUGCAUGGACAGAGAGCAUCGGUCUCUACUCGCUGGGGCUGCAUGGCUCGUCUCUGAGAGCCCUCGCCCUCUUGAGUCGCCUUGAAUUCGUUGACCUCGAGAGCAACGCCUUUCACUGCCGCCUGCCAAAGUCUCUCUCCCGCCUCCUCCGUCUCACCUACCUGGACAUAUCCAAGAACCUUCUCUAUGGCUCGCUCCCAGACCUCUCCCCCCUGCCUCUCCAGUUCCUAUUCCUCGACCACAACCGCGCCGCCCCCACCUCCGCCCCUGCCGCUGCCCCUGCCCCUGCCCCUGCCCCUGGCUCUCCCUCUGCCACUGCCCCGCCCUCUACCUCUGCUCCUGCCGCUGCUUCUGCCUCUGGGCCAACACUGCGCGGAGGGCUUACUUCCCCUGCUCCGCGUGCGCAAAGGUGGUGUGGCCUCACGGGAGGGAUACCGGCAGGGCUGGCGAAUGUGACCACGCUGCGUGCCCUCGACCUGUCAUUCAACUCCUUGUCUGGCGCCAUCCCUGCCGCCCUCACAUCUCGCCUCACUCGCCUGCUGCAUCUGGGACUACAGAGCAACCAGCUGUCAGGCGCCAUUCCACCCCUGGACCAGCUGAAGCAGCUAGCAACGCUCCAGCUGGCCUUCAACCCCUUCACACCAGCGCCCUUCCCCCCUUCCAUUCCUCGCCUCACCUCCCUGGUUCUCGUGCUCGAUCUCUCCGCCAUCAACUUCCAGGGUCCCCUCCCGGACCUCUCUGCUCUUGUUGGCGUCUCCGAUCUGCUCCUCGACUUUAACAGCCUUGAUGGGCCGUUGGAUCCGUCCUUCUUGCCCUCUGGACGGCUGGGAUUCUUUUCAGCUCACAGCAACAACUUUUCCGGACCCAUCAGCCCGAAGCUAGCCAUCCCCCUGGCGUCGCCCAUCUUCUCCAUUCUCGACUCGGGGCUCAUCCUCGCCAACAAUUCCUUUUCGGGCAGCCUCCCGGGCAGCCUGGGCAGGCUGGUGCAGGCGUACGUGGUUGACGUGUCACACAACCAUUUGUCGGGCCGCAUCCCUCCUGCCUUCGGCACUCUGUACCAGCUCACCCGCUUCCUCCUCAACGGCAAUGCAUUCACCGGCGCCAUCCCCACUGAGCUGGGCAUAGCCACCGGCCUCAGGGUGUUACGGCUCGCUGGUAACCGCCUCUCCGGCACCAUCCCUGCCACGUUCACCGCCCUGACGCGGCUUCAGGAACUUGACCUCAGCCGAAACCACCUCGUUGCUUCCCUCCCCGACCUCUCCACCUCCCUGCACCGCCUCACACUCCUCAAUACCUCUCGCAACUUCCUCUCAGGGCCCCUGCCCUCCUACCUCCCUGCCUCCCUCCUAUCCCUCGAUCUCUCUAACAACUUUUACUCGGGCAGCCUGCCUGGGUCGUCUGAUUGGCUGCCUGAAAAUGCAACUGCCCGACUGCAUGGGAAUUGCCUGCAGCUGCCAUCCUGCCCUGUGCCUCCGAACCUGAGGUCCAGCCUUGUGGCCGUGGCUACUGCGUUCCCUCCUCAUCUCUCUGUUCUUCUCCUCUCCAUCUUUUUUCUCCUAUCCCACAUGCACUACAGUGGCCGUGGCUACUGCGUUCCCUCCUCAUCUCUCUGUUCUUCUCCUCUCCAUCUUUUUUCUCCCAUCCCACAUGCACUACAGUGGCCGUGGCUACUGCGUUCCCUCCUCUUCCACCCAGAGAAGGUUGGCUGGAAGUGCAUUUCACUGCAGCAACAGCAGCAGCAGCAAUGGCAGCAGCAACAGCAGCAGCAGCAAUGGCAGCAGCAACAGCAGCAGCGAUAG